Molecule: messenger RNA, 1085 nt
Organism: Bursaphelenchus okinawaensis
Lineage: Eukaryota; Metazoa; Nematoda; Chromadorea; Rhabditida; Aphelenchoididae
Source: the annotation of a GenBank genome assembly
AUGUGUUUUCCUAAAACGUAUAAGCCUAAAACUGUAGUCAAGAAAAGCGACCAUCCGCCAAGGUUUCGUACGAAGGAGGCCGCUCCACAACCCAGCAACAAAACACCGCCGGGGCUGUUCGCCACGGCCAAGCCCGACAAACAGCCGAAGCACAGCGCCGAGGGGCAGCGGAUCCUGCGGAAGAAGGGCAAGAAGGCCAGCAACAACAAGGUUGAUCGCAGCGACGCUGCCAUGCAACGCAAGAAAAGUGAGUUAAGGCUGUUUUUAAGUGUUAGAGGUGGUAUUACCUUGUUUUUUCGAAGCUUUGUCAUAGCCAGGUUUAGUCUAAACUUAAUACUAAAACUUGAGCCUAAUAAGUGUAAGAAAAGUCAACAAUUCUUAAACUUGAGCUUAGGAUACGUAAUUUUAAGCCUUCUAAGCCUAAAUAUACUAGGGUUAUUGAGCCUACUAUGUCUAUGCCUAUUAAGCUAAAGCCUAGCUAUUUCAAGGCUUUUAAACUUAAGCCUUGCAAGCCUAAGCCUUUUAAGCCUAAGUUUUCUAAGCCUAAGCCUUCUAAACCUAAGCUUUCUAAGCCUACGCUUUCUAUGCCUAAGCCUUCUAAGCCUAAGCCUUCGACGCCUAAGGCUUCUAAGCCAACGCUUACAAAACCUACGUUUACUACGCCCUAGCUCAGCUUACGUCUUCUAAGCGUAAGCCUUCUACAGCUAAGCCUUCUAAGCUUAAGACUACUAAGUCUGACACUACUAAGCCUAAAAUUAAGGUAGAGCUAAGACUUAUACAAUUUUAAGUUUUUAGGUUUGUUUUUAAACAUAAAAUUUAAUUUUUUAGGAAAGCACGUAAAGAAGCCGCCUCCCCAGUUCGAUCCUCAAAAAAUGCCAGAUCCGGUGAGUUUGGUCGAUUCCCGUGGCCAUCGCCGACGACCGAUGACAGCUACACACGCUUCAACCCUGACCACCAGUAUCGAGCACGACGACACGCUAACGGACCCGGAAUUCAGCCAAAGCCGCUUCACUGGACGAGAGAAGAAAGACGAUCGUGUAGAGCCACUCAAAGACAACAAAGAAGACAAAUCUUCCUACUUGUAA